CUCACAGCUUCAAUGAGGUAGAGAUACUGCAUGGGAGAGACGCAUGUGGGCUCAGGGCAUUCACUUGCACACAUUGCUAUAUCUUGCACUAUUCCCAGGUUCCUGAGAAGAAAAGGUCUCCUUUUCUGUUGGGAGCGGAAAUCUAAAGGAAAACCCGGGUGAAGUCGGGCCCCUCACACCAUUACUUCAAAACAUGAAUGGACCAGUGGAUGGCUUGUGUGACCACACGCUGAGUGAAGAUGGAGAUUUCAUGUUCACCUCAGAAUCUGUAGGGGAAGGGCAUCCCGAUAAGAUCUGUGAUCAAGUCAGCGAUGCUGUGCUAGAUGCCCAUCUCAAGCAAGACCCUAAUGCAAAGGUUGCUUGUGAAACGGUGUGCAAAACUGGAAUGGUGCUACUGUGUGGGGAGAUCACUUCGAUCGCAAUGGUGGAUUACCAGCAGGUGGUUCGAGACACCAUUAAGCACAUAGGAUAUGACGACUCCGGAAAAGGCUUUGACUUCAAGACCUGCAAUGUGUUAGUGGCACUGGAGCAGCAGUCCCCUGACAUUGCCCAAGGGGUUUAUCUGUACAGAAACGAAGAGGAUGUUGGUGCCGGUGAUCAGGGUUUGAUGUUCGGCUACGCCACGGAUGAGACGGAAGAAUGCAUGCCCCUCACGAUCAUUCUCGCUCACAAGCUCAAUGCCCGGAUGGCCGAACUGAGACGCUCUGGGGUCCUUCCCUGGCUGAGGCCUGAUUCCAAAACUCAGGUGACUGUUCAGUAUACACAAGAUAAUGGAGCAGUCAUCCCCGUGCGGGUCCACACGAUUGUCGUUUCAGUACAGCACAAUGAAGAUAUUACCCUGGAGGAAAUGCGCAAAGCCUUGAAGGAGCAUGUGAUCCAAGCUGUUGUCCCUUCCAAAUACUUGGACAAUAACACCAUUUAUCACUUGCAGCCUAGUGGAAGGUUUGUCAUCGGAGGGCCACAGGGUGAUGCUGGGGUCACUGGCCGGAAGAUCAUCGUGGACACAUAUGGAGGCUGGGGAGCCCAUGGGGGAGGUGCUUUUUCAGGGAAGGACUACACCAAAGUGGACCGUUCUGCUGCUUACGCAGCCCGCUGGGUUGCUAAAUCCUUGGUGAAAGGAGGGCUGUGUCGCCGAGUUCUGGUUCAAGUUUCUUACGCCAUUGGUGUGGCUCAUCCCCUAUCCAUUUCCCUGUUCACCUACGGAACCUCCAAAAAGACAGAGAAAGAGCUGCUGGAUGUGGUGCACAAGAACUUUGACCUUCGUCCUGGGGUUAUUGUCAGGGAUCUGGAUUUAAAGAAACCCAUUUACCAGAAGACGGCGUGCUACGGCCACUUCGGAAGGAAUGAAUUCCCGUGGGAAAUUCCCAAGGAACUCGUCUUAUAACGCUGGAAGGAGCCAGGCUUCGGGAAUCUCCUGAGCCUCUGGUCGGCUGCUUUCUAUCAAGAUCUUGGGAUUUCAGAAUACGCACAGAGGGAUGACCCAUUCUCUUUGUAGGAACUGGUUCACUUUCCAAUGCAAUGCCCUGCUUCCCCAUCAAAGCUGUGCCAAGCUGAGCCUGCUCGUAGCACAGUGAGGUCAAGUUACCAUCAGGAGGCAAAAUACGGUUCAAUUUCUGUUGCUGCUAGGUCACAUGCAUUUUUGAGGCAUAAUUUGAUUUUCAUUCAUCUUUGACUCUGACACAAGAUGGUCUUAUGUUCAAAGGAUUCUUAACCAUGCUAUGAGGUCCUCUUAUUGCUCAGGAGAAUUUUCUGGGGAUAGCUUCUUAACUGGUGCUCAUUACAUCCCAGGCACAUCUGAGCUCCCCGUGGAUAAAUGAUAGGGUAGCAUAUCCCUGUAGCCUCGGCUCUCUGAAACUCUACUCCUUGGAUUGGGUAUGUGUCUUGGCACCCGCCCAGGAUACCCCAAGUAGCCUGAUGUUUCAGAGGUAAUGCCCUUAGCCGGGAAGUGCCUGUGUCUUAACUGAUCUGGCAAUGAGCUCUCUCUCUCUCUCUCUAAGUCCGAGUUCUGAAUAGUCCUAAAUAACGGCUCCACUUUGCCCUAGGUUCUGAGUCCACUUUUCAGGCAGCAGAAAGCCCCUUCAGUCUCUGGCCUUUCAAGAGGAGGGGUGUAUAUCGCUAGAAUGUAAAGCUUUCACAUUUGUUUGUUUUGAAAUAGGACCGUGGAAGAUAUCCCACUAGAAAUUUGCGUGGUACUGGUGCAGGCGGUGUCUAAAUCGGGACAAGCCUCUGAGGAGAAAACAAAGGAGCAUUUGUUCCAUCUCAGGAAUAUUCGCCAAAGAGCUGAAGGUGUGUCAUCUUCUAAUCAAGCACACCACGGUGGUAUUUCGAGGAGAAAAGCUUGCUGCUAAGCAAGCAGCAGACUUAGUCAUUUGAAUUGCCCUGUGGGAAAUUCUGGGAUCCAAUGCCCUUAUUGAUUUGGGGUUCCCCACGAGGAAGCCGCCUACUGCGUGAAGAGGAGUCAACCAACUUUGGAAAAAGAAAGCGAGUUACUCACAGGCAGGAAGAAUACUAGUGUAUGUAAGUUACGUGUGCAAAAGCAUUGAGCCCAAACUGCCAAAGCUCUUCCUCCUUAUACUUGCUAUGUUGUGCUGCUGGGUAGAAAACAUGAUGCUCCUGACUCAAGUGUACAUUUCUUCCCUCGACCACAAAGCACAUCCACUGAUAAGCCCAUUGAAAAGGCUACUCUUGAUUUGGAACAUUCGACCAAGAUACACUAAAUGAAACAGUAUGCCUUAGUUUUCUUUACAAGCUUCAGUGCAGAAUAAGACUAAAUCCCAACCCCAAAAAAGAACAUCCCAACUUGAGUCCAGCUCCCUAAUACGAUUCAGAGCCACUUAAGAUAAUUGCAGUGUAAAUCCCUGAGGAUGAAGCCCUCUCCACUGCCAAUUCUUCCAGCUUCCACUGCACCCAUCUCUCCCCAGCUGCACUGUUACUAUUUCCCUUCUUUUGCUAUUGUCUUUAAUGGGACCUUCUUUUUAAACCCUUCUUCCUGCCAAAGUGGCCUUUUCUUUGUGGUUUGGUCAUUUCUAUCGCAGUGAAUGGCUAGGACAGGAAUCUUCCUUCAAUAUCAAACAAACAAAUCUACUGGGUGACUUUGAGCAAGUCACUUAACUUUUCUGUGACUCAGUUACCUCAUCUCUAAAAUGGGGAUUAAGAUUGGGAGCCUGAGGUGGGACAGGGACUGCGUCCAACCUGAUUAGAUUGUAUCAAGCCAGCACUUAGUAAAGUGUCUGGCAAAUAGUAAACACUUAACAAAUAUCAUAAAGAAGUCACCUCUGUCUGGAGGAAUUGAUUAGUGCCCAAGUGAGGUACAAUUUCUAUUUCCAUGUAUAAAGGGAUUUCUGAUGAAUGAAGUCGGAGAAGCCUCAGGAAAAAAGGGACAUUUCUUCUCAUUGGAUAACUUUGCUCCUUGAAGCCCAACAUGAUCCCUGUCUUCAGGGAACCAUUUCCUUUACUGUGGCAUGUGAUGCCAUCCAUCCUUUUCUUUGAUUCCAUAACCUAAUACUGACUUGAAGUUGCUAAACACUGACAGGAAAGGUGAAUUUACCAACAAACACCAGCGCCUAAAUCCUAAGCAAAAGCACUUUAACCAAGAAGGCCUUGGAAUCAAGAGGUUCCAGAAGGAUUCCAGAAAGUUUUCGGGUCUGGAGGCUAUUCACAUUUGGCUGGAAUUUGUAACUUAGCUAAAGAGCAAGUGAUUGGAUUGACUUGACUUGUCUCUAGGACUUAUCAAGUGCAAAUUUAUUUUGGAACCUAUUUUCAAUUCGAAUACUUUUCUACUUUCUUCACCAAAACAGGAGAGGUUUUUAAAAUGAUAUCUGUAUAAAGCUCACAUCUUUCCUUCUCUAAAUUGACUUGCUAGCUCUGUAUAUAAUAAAUACUCAAACAAUACUGGA
Messenger RNA from Ornithorhynchus anatinus (platypus), 3896 nucleotides. It is a transcript of the gene MAT1A, whose product is annotated as methionine adenosyltransferase 1A. The record is from RefSeq and is a predicted model, not a curated record. Gene Ontology annotation, cellular component: cytosol. The transcript is spliced from 9 exons. The coding region runs from base 194 to 1384 and encodes 396 amino acids. Gene Ontology annotation, biological process: S-adenosylmethionine biosynthetic process. Gene Ontology annotation, molecular function: ATP binding; methionine adenosyltransferase activity. Lineage: Eukaryota; Metazoa; Chordata; Mammalia; Monotremata; Ornithorhynchidae.